This is a messenger RNA of Dufourea novaeangliae, 1080 nucleotides long. RefSeq names its product allatostatin-A receptor-like (gene AstA-R1). The transcript has 4 exons. Gene Ontology annotation, cellular component: membrane. Gene Ontology annotation, molecular function: G protein-coupled receptor activity. Gene Ontology annotation, biological process: G protein-coupled receptor signaling pathway. The record is from RefSeq and is a predicted model, not a curated record. Bases 1 to 1080 code for a protein of 359 amino acids. Lineage: Eukaryota; Metazoa; Arthropoda; Insecta; Hymenoptera; Halictidae.
AUGCUUCAAGAGAUGGAGACCGCCUGGGACAACGUUCUAACAAACUUCACGACAACCUCGAGCUCGUUGCAGAACAACGUCACGCAGAAAUCCGUCGAAGACUGGGAUUAUAGUUUCGAUCGUCAGCAAGUGGAGAGGAUCGUAGUGGUGGUGGUGCCAAUAUUUUUCGGGAUGAUCGGUAUCCUUGGAUUCGUCGGUAAUUGCUUGGUGGUCACCGUUGUCGCGGCGAAUCCGGGGAUGAGAUCGACGACGAACAUUCUGAUCAUCAAUCUUGCGGUGGCCGAUCUGCUGUUCGUCAUUUUCUGUAUUCCGUUCACCGCGACCGACUUCGUGCUACCGUUCUGGCCGUUUGGCAACAUCUGGUGCAAGAUCGUUCAGUACCUUAUCAUCGUCACUGCCUACGCCAGUGUUUACACUUUAGUCCUCAUGAGCCUAGACAGGUAUUUAGCAGUAGUUCAUCCAGUCACCUCAAUGUCUUGGAGAACCGAGAAUCGUGCGAUCCUCGCCAUUUGCAUCGCCUGGGCGAUGAUCUUCGCGAUCUCUACGCCUGCUCUUGUUGUUCACGGAGAGGACAUGGAUGGCUCGUCGUCGGAGAACCUGACGGCUUGUCGAAUCCUACCACAAUAUGAUUGGCCGUUCUUCCAAAUGUCGUUUUUCCUGAUGAGCUACCUGCUGCCACUGAUGCUGAUAUGCUUCUUUUACAUUUGCAUGCUCGUCAGGCUCUGGCGCCGCUCCCGCGUCAGCGCCGAGAGUCGACGGGGAAGAAGACGUGUAACGAGGCUGGUGCUCGUCGUCGUUGGCGUUUUUGCGUUUUGUUGGUGUCCUAUACAGGUGAUCCUUGUGACGAAGUCGUUACACGUGUAUCCAUUGUCAUCGACGACGAUAAUGUUGCAAAUAGCGAGCCACAUUCUGGCGUACACGAACAGCUGUGUCAAUCCCAUUCUCUACGCUUUCCUCAGUGACAGUUUUCGGAAAGCCUUUCGGAAAAUUAUAUACUGCAAACCACGGUCGGACCACAACAGACAACUGGGACCAUUGACGAGAACUACGAGAGCUUCCAGUACUGGUGACAUACUUUAG